Messenger RNA from Panicum hallii, 1600 nucleotides. Its product is annotated as YJU2 splicing factor homolog. NCBI's taxonomy places the organism in Eukaryota, Viridiplantae, Streptophyta, Magnoliopsida, Poales, Poaceae. The coding region runs from base 341 to 1327 and encodes 328 amino acids. Gene Ontology annotation, biological process: mRNA splicing, via spliceosome. Gene Ontology annotation, cellular component: U2-type catalytic step 1 spliceosome. The transcript is spliced from 8 exons. The record is from RefSeq and is a predicted model, not a curated record.
UCCCCCUCGCAUCCCCCCCCGACCCAGCCGCCCAGCGGCCAGCGCGCCCCAGCCCCCUGGAGGCGCCGCGCGCGUCGCAUCGUCCUCGUCCCCGCUGCUCGCGCCCCCCGCCGGCCGCCGCCUAGCCCCGCGCGGCCGCGCCCCAGCCGCCACCAACGCAAGCAGGCAUCAGCCGGCCAGCCGCUGCCCGCCGACCCUAACCCUAGGCGCCACGCCGUCGUAACGACCCAACGCGAUCCCCGGUGGUCGUCUUCCCACACCAGCACGCGCACGCGCAGCUCUCACCCCUCCCCUCCCGUCUCCGGCGCGGCCGACCUAGGGGAGUCAGGGUUCCGGCAAGAUGGGUGAGCGUAAAGUGCUGAACAAGUACUACCCGCCGGACUUCGACCCGUCGAAGAUCCCGCGGCGGCGGCAGCCCAAGAACCAGCAGAUCAAGGUGCGCAUGAUGCUCCCCAUGAGCAUCCAAUGCGCCACCUGCGGGACAUACAUCUACAAGGGCACCAAGUUCAACUCCAGAAAGGAGGAUGUCGUCGGAGAGACAUACUUGGGAAUACAAAUAUUUAGGUUUUACUUCAAGUGCACUAAGUGUUCUGCUGAGAUCACUUUCAAAACAGACCCUCAGAAUUCUGACUACACAGUGGAAUCAGGGGCUAGUCGAAAUUUUGAACCUUGGCGUGAACAGGAUGAGGCAGAAGACAAAGAAAAGAGGAAGCGAGAUGCUGAAGAGAUGGGUGAUGCAAUGAAAGCUCUGGAGAAUAGAGCAAUGGACUCAAAGCAGGAUAUGGACAUACUUGCUGCAUUAGAAGAGAUGCGCUCCAUGAAGUCUAGACAUGCUGGCGUCUCUGUUGACCAGAUGCUUGAAAUUUUGAAGCGUUCAGCUCAUGAGAAGGAGGAAAAAGCAAUUGCAGAGCUUGAUGAAGAAGAUGAAGAACUUAUCAAGUCAAUCACUUUUCGAAACUCUGGAUUUUAUGUAAAGCGGAUAGAAGAUGAUGAUGAUGAUGAUGACGAUGACAAUUUGGUCCCAGGCCAAUCGAGCAUAACAACAAAGAUCAACGGAUCUUCUGAAUCAGUGACAAAGCCAACAGAUGUUUUAAGCAAAUCUAAUGGAUCGGAGGGUGCCAAUAAAGAAGGGAGCAAGAGCUGGAUGCCCAAACUUAUAGUGAAACCAAAGUCUAUCAGUGCACAUCCUAAGAGACAGAAGACUGAAUCCUCGGCUGUCCAAGACAACGGCAAAGCACCAGUAGCAGAACAAAAGAGUGAACCUGCAAUACAAACCAAUGUUCUCCAGUCCCUCUGCCAGAACUACGAUAGCGGUGAUAGUGAGUGAGGACAACCUCUCUUGAAGCCAUGAUAGUACUGGUUGUCACGAUAAUUGACAUGUAGUUCACAAAAGCAUUAUGCUAUCAUUGUAUAGCUUAUGUAAGCCUCACAAAUCUCUGGCAGUCAACAGCUCAACUGCGAGUAUUGGCUGCUACAAAUCUGGACUGUGUCCAGAACUCCAGAUAGGGUUGUGUUGUUUUUGGAUAUCUGAAACAUUACAGUAUUUGUAAAAUUGAUGGUUGCAAAAAAGUUCAAAAUUAACUCAGGGGUUCAUAGCCAA